AUGAAUUUCAUUCCAGGAAAGGCUUGCAGCUCUGGCAUCAUGUUUCCCUUCAACAGCACCAAGUCCACAUUCUCCACCUUCCUGGUGACAGGCAUCCCUGGGCUGGAGGCUGUGCACAUCUGGAUCUCCAUACCCUUCUGUGCCAUGUUCUUCAUUACCUUGGUGGGCAACGGGAUCAUCAUGACGGUUAUCUGGAAGGAACAGACCCUCCAUGUGCCUAUGUACCUCUUCCUGGCCAUGCUGGCUGCCUCUGAUCUGGGUCUGUCCCUUUUCACCUUUCCUUCACUGCUGAGGAUCUUCUGGCUGGAUGCUCGAGAGUUCACUCUCUCAGCUUGCUUCACCCAAAUGUUUUUUAUUCACACUUUCCAGGAUUUCGAGUCAGCUAUCAUAUUGGCAAUGGCCUUUGACCGCUAUGUGGCCAUUUCUCGUCCAUUGCACUAUGCCUCCAUCCUCACCAAUAGUGUAAUUGCCAGGAUAGGUUUGGCCAUUAUAGUGAGAGCCAUGAUUGCACAGAUACCCCUCCCUAUCCUCUUGAGGAGUCUGUGCUUCUGUCGCUCCAAUGUACUUUCUCAUUCCUACUGCCUGCAUCUUGACAUCUUAAAACUCUCCUGUUCUAACACUAGGAUCAAUAGCAUCUUUGGACUCUUUAUGGUGCUUCCCAACAUGGGACUUGAUUUUCUCCACAUUCUCCUUUCCUACCUGUUGAUUUUGAAAACUGUACUGAGCAUUGCAUCCCAUGGUGGCUGUCUAAAGGCUCUUAACACUUGUAUUUCCCACCUCUGUGCUGUGGUCCUCUUCUUCACACCCAUGAUCUGCCUGUCUAUACUUUAUUGAUUUGGACCAAGGUUUCCCAAAAGCAUCUAUGUACUCAUAGCCAACAUGCAUUUUCUCAUUCCCCCUGUGAUAAACCCUAUUGUCUAUGUGGUGAAAAUGAAGCAGAUACGAGACAAAAUCCUUAAACAUUUUAUCAAAAAAGGACCUGAAGAAUCCUGA
Messenger RNA from Manis javanica (Malayan pangolin), 993 nucleotides. The record is from RefSeq and is a predicted model, not a curated record. Lineage: Eukaryota; Metazoa; Chordata; Mammalia; Pholidota; Manidae.